Molecule: messenger RNA, 3621 nt
Organism: Gopherus flavomarginatus (Mexican gopher tortoise)
Lineage: Eukaryota; Metazoa; Chordata; Testudines; Testudinidae
Gene: ECT2L
Product: epithelial cell transforming 2 like
Exons: 24
Coding region: 136-3081 (981 amino acids)
Molecular function (GO): guanyl-nucleotide exchange factor activity; protein binding
Source: RefSeq, a predicted model, not a curated record
UGACCCUCAUCCAACGCAGCAGUAAUUCCAGCUUUCAUUGCAGAUUUCCAGCGGCUUGUUCAGAAGGAAAAGCAAGACGUAUCCUCUUUAGAGGGGGCUCUAACAAAGCUGGUGUAACCAAGUAUCACUAAUGCGAUGAUGACCACAGCUUAUGUAACACCAAGUCCCCACACUGUUAAACAAUGGCAACUAGAGAGUUUAGGACUCCUUGCAGAAAACACAGUGAAGUCCAUCAGAAUGUCUUCCAGUAAAAUCCAGACCACAGGGAGCUUGAACACAAGGUUCAGCACUUGGACACCUAUCGCAAAUAAAUCGUUCAACAAGCAGCUCUUUGAGGAAAGAGUUAGUCUCAUAAGCCAUUGGUUUGAUCUGUGGACAGACAAGCAGCGCAAACAAUUCCUCCACACAAUGUUGGUGAGAUGCAGUAAAUCACAACUAAAAUUUACCCAAAACUGGUUUGCAGAGAGGAUUCCAGUGUCCAAAGUGGAUUUCACCAGAGUGCUGCCACAUUUCAUAUCUCUGCACAUCUUCUCCUUUCUCAGUCCCAGGGAGCUGUGUGCAGCUGCUCAAGUCAGCUGGCACUGGAAGUUUAUAACCGAACAGGACUGUUUGUGGGUGCCAAAAUGUGUUAAGUUUGGAUGGUUCCUGCCCUACACUCCAGCAGACAAUGAAUACAGUGCUUGGAAGCGACAUUAUAUUGCUUGUGCAUCCAGCUUAGAUUACUUCACCCCAAGAGAAGCCACUGAAAUCUAUGGGACCCUCAAUGAACCAAAACCUGAAAAUGAGGAGCAGGAAGAGAGGCUAAGAGAAAAAUGGCUACGAAAAAUUAUUCGGGAGAGAUUAGCAUUACGCAAGAAGGAGUUAUUCAAAGCUCGACUGCCUUGGAUGAGUGGGACUUGGAGCUUGAGAUUCUUAAAAUCACGAUUACAGCCAAGUCAGGCGCAGGCAAUCCAGGAUAGGGCUAGACUACAGGCAAUUUUGCAACUAAUUAAGGAAAAAAGUGCUCUUUCGAAUCAUACUCUUUCAGUGCUGCUUUCUGAAGAAAUGAAACCUGUAUCAAACUUUAAUCUAGCAGCAGAAAAACAGCUUGUUUUGGCCUCCUUAAAAACUUUGCCCAAAAGAAAGAAUGUGACUGGAAGCAGAUCUGACCCUGUGUUACCUUACAAACACUGUCAGCGUGUCUACCAAAAACACAGCAGUUUUGCAUAUCCACUUGAGCCAUACCUGGUUUUGAUAUCAUCCAGGAUUCCUGCAUAUGAGAUGGUGCUGGACAGCAUCAAACCUGGGGUGAUUUCUGUGUUGUAUGAACAUUGCGGAAUGACAUUGGAAAGCCUCCUUUUUUACAUAGAAAAGGCUCUGGAUGGCCGAAAAGCAAAGAGUAUAGGGAUUUUUAGCGAUGGAAACUCCAGAGAGAUCAAUUUACUUCAAGGCUGCACAAUCAGUAUUGAGAACAUUCUAAGUCCUGAAGUGAGAGAAUUUUGGGAGAAGCUAGGUUGUGUAAUGUCUCCAGAGGAAGGUGGUUAUGUGGACAUCUUUGUUCCUCUGGCAGCAUCAGAGGCAGGGAUGGAAGUCCUUUCCCAGCUGACUCAGCUAACUGGUAUGCUCUUCAGAACCCCCACAGGAAUUGCAACUGGAUCUUAUCAGCACAUCCUUAGUGAAUGGCUGGGAAAACAGAAGGAUGGACCUCCCAUCUCCACCUACUUCACUGAAGUAAAACUACAGACCUGGCUCAGAACGACAGAGCUCCUGGAGGACGCACUGAAAUCUGUCCGGAAGCAUUUGCGACCAUAUUUAAGUGAACUGCAGAAGAAAAUUAGUGACAGGAUUAUUGGUCAGUUUAUGUUUGAUGCUACGAGCAGAGCUAAAGUACAUACUAAUCAGGAAACAGCCCAGACUUUCACUGACGGAUUAGCUGAACUGUCAAAAAGAAGCUAUGAGGAGGAUGCAAAAGAGGCUGCCACCCAGAGCCAAAAGCCCAACUGCAACAUCAGAGCAAAUGAGCCAACAUUUGAGGCAGUGGCUCAGUUGGAUAAAAAACUUCAGGAGGACACAGCAGACAGACGAACUAGAAUUGCCAGGGAGCUCCUGACAAGUGAGAAGAACUAUGUACACAUGCUGCAAACUGUGAGGGAUGUUUAUGUUGCACCACUGAAAGCAGCAUUAGCAUCAAAUCGAGCCAUCCUAAGUCAUGCUAAUGUUCAAAUCAUCUUCUCUGAUAUCUUGGCUGUCUUACAACUCAAUAGGCAGUUUUUAAAUGAGCUGACAGAAAGACUUCGGGAAUGGAGUCCAUCCCAGUGCUUGGGUGAAAUAUUCACUCAAUUUGGCUGGCAGCUUCAAACAUAUACAAACUUCUUCAACAACUACACUGUCAUUUUGAAAACCAUUGAUAUGUGCAGAGAGACCAUUCCUUUAUUCUGUGCCUUCCUGAAAAGACAUGAUAAGACUGUUGUUACUAACAUGAUGAGCCUGCAGGAGCUGCUGCUAUGCCCUUCUAAAAGGUUUGAAGAGUAUCUUAAUCUUCUUUAUGCUCUGAGACUGCACACUCCUUCAGAACACACUGACCGUGAAGAUUUGACUGCCGCAAUCAAGAUGAUGAAACAAUACAAGGAAUACAUAGAUCAGCUAAAACUGAACAGGAGCAAAGAUGAGCAAAUGCUAAAUGCACAAAGAAUCAUCCAGGGAUGUCCUAAUUUAUUAGAAGCCAACAGGUACCUGAUUAGAAUACAAGAUGUAACCCAGUUUAGCUGCUGUUCUGAGGAAAUCUGUGUUUCAUUCAGGGUCUAUGAACACAUCAGCAAUCUUAGCCUUUUUCUUUUCAACGAUGCACUUGUUAUUUCAAACCGUAGCAUCUCUUAUAUGCCAUUUGAACGGACCCCAAAAACAACUUACCAGUUCUUGGCAGCAGCAGCUCUUCACAGGCUUGUUGUAGAAGACAUUCCACGUUCAAAAUAUAUCAAGAAUGCAUUUAUUCUACAAGGCCCAAAACGCCAAUGGAUUUGUUCUAUAGAGGAUGAAGAUGAUAAAUUUACAUGGUUGUCUGCACUGCAAAGUGCAAUCAACUGUAGCAUUGAGAAGAAAUGAGAUUCACCUUAGUGUUUAGGAUGCCCAACUUCUGUAGUAUGUGCUAAUUAUUUGUGAACAGAUAUUUUGUACAGUUUCCUACUCCGAGAAACUUUUGUUCAAAUUCUGCAUCAUUACCAAGAAGUUAGCAGUCCUUUUGCUAAAAUACUAUCAUGUGUGCGCCUCAGACUGCAGGAAUUUAUGGUAGAAUCACUCGUCAACCUGUAGCUGAAACUGAAAUCACCCAACAAGGACUGCUGUAGAAGUGUACAUCUCUUUGAACGGAUAAAACCUACCCUUUCUCCAAAGUGCUCUUCUGGAGUUCAACUGAAACAGCAGGAAGGUGAAAGACAAAAAAAGGCAGAUGGAAUAUUGGAGGCUAAAGGCUACACAACAAUUCAGAAUUGAGCAGUGUGAGAGGAGAAACCCUGAGCAAUACCAAGGUGUGCUGGAGCAAAAUGUUGGCUCAUUGCUUGGGAGUGUUGUGGUGACUGAUACCAAUUUUGGGAAUUACACAAUGGUCUCCCCCGAGAAGUAGAAAUAUGAAGGAUAAUUAUUAGG